AUGUCUCAAACUACUCUCAAUUUCAGCAGGCACAGCGAAGCCGCUGCACGUAUUUGGCUCUUGGAUUUAGCGGAGGUCCUGCCACCAACGGCUGAACUCCAUGGCUUCGACAUUUCGUCCGCUCAUUUCCCAACCAAGAGAGAACUUCCAGCAAAUAUCUUCCUAGACACGUUGGACGCCCUCGGCUCAGUGCCCGAACACCUCCACGGCCAAUAUGACGUAGUCCACUGCCGUGGGUUGAUGCUCUACAUCCAAGAGGGGGAUCCUAGCCGACUCAUUGCAAACUUGAGGUCAAUGCUAAGUAUGGCACCGCUCUAUGACGCAAAAACACUAAAACUAACUAUUGCUGAAGAACCGGGUGGAUUCCUCCAGUGGGAAGAACUUGAUGUUGUCAACAUGUACAUGCGGACUGACGAUGCAAGCAAGAGAUAUCCAAACUGCGCGAAAUACCUUGAGCAUGGAAAGAUAUGGCUUGAAAGCGUUGGAAUAAGAGGCAGGCAAGUGAUUUAA
This is a messenger RNA of Penicillium samsonianum, 510 nucleotides long. RefSeq names its product S-adenosyl-L-methionine-dependent methyltransferase. The coding region runs from base 1 to 510 and encodes 169 amino acids. The record is from RefSeq and is a predicted model, not a curated record. The transcript is spliced from 2 exons. Lineage: Eukaryota; Fungi; Ascomycota; Eurotiomycetes; Eurotiales; Aspergillaceae.